This is a messenger RNA of Artibeus jamaicensis (Jamaican fruit-eating bat), 2744 nucleotides long. It is a transcript of the gene EZR, whose product is annotated as ezrin. Gene Ontology annotation, biological process: regulation of organelle assembly; positive regulation of early endosome to late endosome transport; positive regulation of protein localization to early endosome. Lineage: Eukaryota; Metazoa; Chordata; Mammalia; Chiroptera; Phyllostomidae. Bases 190 to 1950 code for a protein of 586 amino acids. The transcript has 14 exons. The record is from RefSeq and is a predicted model, not a curated record. Gene Ontology annotation, molecular function: cell adhesion molecule binding; actin binding. Gene Ontology annotation, cellular component: cytoskeleton; plasma membrane; microvillus.
GCCCCAGGACCCCGCCCCUCCGGGGACACAAGGCUGCACCGGCCGCGGGCACACAGCGCCGACGCACCGAGAGCCGAGGAGCUCAGCAGACCUUUGCACGCUCCGUGGGUCCCGAGAGCAGAGCCGUCUCAGCUGCCGCUGGCGACUAGUGUUUCCUGAGAAUUGAGGAAAACCCACCAGGAACCGAAAAUGCCGAAACCAAUCAAUGUCCGGGUCACCACCAUGGACGCGGAGCUGGAGUUCGCCAUCCAGCCGAACACGACAGGGAAGCAGCUUUUCGACCAGGUGGUUAAGACCAUCGGCCUGCGGGAAGUGUGGUACUUUGGCCUCCAGUACGUAGACAAUAAAGGAUUUCCCACCUGGCUGAAACUUGAUAAAAAGGUGUCGGCCCAGGAGGUCAGGAAGGAGAAUCCGCUCCAGUUCAAGUUCAGGGCCAAGUUCUUCCCUGAAGAUGUAUCUGAGGAGCUCAUCCAGGACAUCACCCAGAAGCUCUUCUUCCUCCAAGUGAAGGAGGGCAUCCUCAGCGAUGAGAUCUAUUGCCCUCCCGAGACGGCCGUGCUCCUGGGCUCCUACGCCGUGCAGGCCAAGUUUGGGGACUACAGCAAAGAGACGCACAAGUCCGGGUACCUCGGCUCCGAGCGGCUGAUCCCCCAGCGGGUCAUGGACCAGCACAAGCUCACCAGGGACCAGUGGGAGGACCGCAUCCAGGUGUGGCACGCGGAGCACCGCGGGAUGCUCAAAGACAGCGCAAUGCUGGAGUAUCUGAAGAUUGCCCAAGACCUGGAAAUGUACGGAAUCAACUAUUUUGAGAUAAAAAAUAAGAAAGGAACCGACCUUUGGCUUGGAGUGGAUGCCCUUGGACUAAACAUUUAUGAGAAAGACGAUAAGUUGACCCCAAAGAUUGGCUUCCCGUGGAGUGAAAUCAGGAACAUCUCCUUCAAUGACAAAAAGUUCGUCAUUAAGCCCAUCGACAAGAAGGCGCCUGACUUCGUGUUCUACGCGCCCCGCCUGCGCAUCAACAAGCGGAUCCUGCAGCUCUGCAUGGGGAACCACGAGCUGUACAUGCGCCGCAGGAAGCCCGACACCAUCGAGGUGCAGCAGAUGAAGGCCCAGGCCCGGGAGGAGAAGCACCAGAAGCAGAUGGAGCGGCAGCAGCUGGAGAACGAGAAGAAGAGGAGAGAAACUGUGGAGAGAGAGAAGGAGCAGAUGAUGCGGGAGAAGGAGGAGCUGAUGCUCAGGCUCCAGGACUAUGAGCAGAAAACCAAGAAGGCAGAGAAAGAGCUCCAGGACCAGAUUCAGAGGGCCCUGCAGCUGGAGGAGGAGCGGAAGCGUGCGCAGGAGGAGGCUGAGCGCCUGGAGUCCGACCGCCUGGCAGCGCUGCAUGCCAAGGAGGAGCUGGAGAGGCAGGCGGCAGAUCAGAUAAAGAGCCAGGAGCAGCUGGCAGCGGAGCUCGCAGAGUACACCGCCAAGAUUGCCCUCCUGGAGGAGGCGCGCAGGCGCAAGGAGGACGAGGUCGAGCAGUGGCAGCACCGGGCCAAAGAAGCCCAGGAUGACCUGGUGAAGACCAAGGAGGAGCUGCACCUGGUGAUGACGGCGCCCCCGCCCCCUCCACCCCCCGUGUACGAGCCCGUGGGCUACCACGUCCAGGAGAGCCUGCAGGAGGAGGGUGCGGAGUACACCGGCUACAGUGCCGAGCUGUCCAGCGAGGGCAUCCUGGAUGACCGCAACGAGGAGAAGCGGGUCACCGAGGCCGAGAAGAACGAGCGUGUGCAACGGCAGCUGCUGACUCUGUCCAGUGAGCUGUCCCAGGCCAGAGACGAGAGCAAGAGGACCCACAACGACAUCAUCCACAACGAGAACAUGCGGCAAGGCCGGGACAAGUACAAGACGCUGCGGCAGAUCCGGCAGGGCAACACCAAGCAGCGCAUUGACGAGUUCGAGGCCAUGUGAAGGCCGGGCUGAGCCUGGGCUCUGCCGAGGGUCACGCAGACUCUGAACUUGUAUGCGUAGUUCUCCAAAUCUAGACCCCCUCCCCGUACUCUGUCCCUUUAAAGAGAGAGUAGCUGUUUCCAUGGGAAAAUUCUGGGGCUGGGACCAGCGGAGGCUUCCCUGGUUUAUUCUCCCCAUGUGUAUCACUGUGCCAAACGGGCCUGAUUUCUGUUGUUAUUAUUACUGAAUCACUUCCGGUCUUGUGCUUGGCGCAGGGCUGACUGAAUUAAGGAGGGAGAGGUGCCUGUGAAGUCUUGAGUAACAAAUUCCAUGCCGGCAUGUGCAUUGCGGCACAAGAUUCCAUAUAAUUAAAACCACACCGUGGCUUCUAUUCUGUGCCAUACUUUUUUCUGUAUUUGAAAUUAGCUCAAAUUGAUUGAUUUGUACGUGAUUCUAUGAAGGAUGCUUCGCUGUAUAUUUUUGUUUCUGGAGGGGUGCACUCGGAGGCUAACACGCUCUCACACGCGUGCACACAGCGGUUUCCUCCCUCGCGGACAAGACCCUGCGGUCGUUCGGGGCCCGCACCGCAGGAGGGCACGCCACUCUUCCACCCACUUCUCUUGGUUUUCAUUUUUUUCACAGUUAGAAGGCAACAUUGUUGGACUUACCUAAUUGAGGAUCAGCUCUAGAGUACAGUAUUUAUAUAUAAGCAACAAUAUGGGUUUGUAACAUUAGUUUAAAAGAGGAAAAGUUUUGUUCUGUAUAUUUUGUUACCUUUUACAGAAUAAUAAAAGAAGUACAUAUGAAAAACCACA